Molecule: messenger RNA, 605 nt
Organism: Drosophila navojoa
Lineage: Eukaryota; Metazoa; Arthropoda; Insecta; Diptera; Drosophilidae
Biological process (GO): protein ubiquitination; interstrand cross-link repair
Cellular component (GO): nucleus
Molecular function (GO): ubiquitin-protein transferase activity
Source: RefSeq, a predicted model, not a curated record
UGAGUUGGAAUGCUGCAAGGCAAUACUAACGAAGGCAAAUCAAUUGCAAUAUCAGUUGAACAAGCUGUCAAGCAAAAUAGAUGGUUUGCAUUUGCAAAACCAAUCCGAAUUUAUUGACGCCUCACUGCAGAACUUUACGCGGGACCUGGACAACCAGGUGGCUUCCAUAAAGGCCAUUCAAAAUAUGCAGGCCGAGGAGUUUGAGCAGAAGCUACUGGAAAAGGAUCGGAUGCGCCUUGAAUUGCUGGACGCAUUGAAUAAGCAGGAGCAGAGCCAUUUGCAGGAGACGGAAAAACUUAAAGGGCAGCUGGAGGCCAGGGACAAACGGUGCUUGGAGCUGGAGCAGCAAGUCGAAACCUACAAGAGCAACACUGAGCACAACACCAGCUGUCCCAUUUGCUUCGAUCAAUGGAAUUCGUCUGCCGCGCAUCGCCUGGUCGCGCUUGGCUGCGGACAUCUCUUCGGCGACAACUGCAUCAGGAAUUGCCUGCAGCAAGUGUCGGAGUGUCCACAGUGCAGAGCUCGAGCUGACCAAUGUGAGAUACGUUAUAUCUAUGGACGUCCUGUGUAGAAGCCUCUAAUAAUGCUGAGGCAUUACUGAAGAA